Molecule: messenger RNA, 942 nt
Organism: Glarea lozoyensis ATCC 20868
Lineage: Eukaryota; Fungi; Ascomycota; Leotiomycetes; Helotiales; Helotiaceae
Exons: 2
Coding region: 1-942 (313 amino acids)
Source: RefSeq, a predicted model, not a curated record
AUGUCGGUUUACUCGCGCGGGGGUCGCGCAAAUCCGGGGGCAUGGAAUCGGCUGAAGCCUGCAAACUAUGAUCCAUUGGAAGCGGUGGGGUUACCUUCAAAGGGAGAUGCUAGAUUGCUUGAUCACAAGGCUCAAGAGCGAUAUUACACGAAGAUCGUGGAGAGGUACAUGGCAUUCUGCUCCGAUGCAGGCCGCGGCGAUGAGCUUCUGAGACGCAUGGCGCAGUUGGAUGUGAAGGGUGAGAACAGCAAGAACGAUAAACCCAAGGUCAUCAAACCCCAAAGUGUUGCGCCUCGAAGUACGGUCGAGCUUUUCUUAAAGACGAUGCCCACGGAAAUUGGGACCAAUGGGCAAAAGGAUCUCUCCAUGAUAAUAAUGGCUAUGAGGAAACUACGGGAAGGAAUUGUGGCAUCAAAUCGAGUCGACGAUUUUUCGAUACAAGCAUACAUAUUCUGCAUUAGGUUGUCCAUUCUAGUCAAACAGAUGGAAUCAUAUCAUCCAGCGAUUCUCCAUCUCCUCAAACGGAUGCACCCAGUACAACCACUUACGAAAACCGAGCUCCAGGAAUUUGUGAGCUACCUCGUUCUAGAUCUUGCUUGUCGGCAGAACGACCUCGCGGAGGCGCAUGCGAUGAGACAUAAGUGGGGAUUAAAGGAUGCGAAAGUCGAUGCUACACUACGUGCUCUUACCCAUGACAAUUACUUUUUGUUCUGGAAGGUCAGAAAGAGCGUGGAUGGGCACAAGGCUAAACUCAUGGAAUUUGCCGAGGAUACUGUGAGGCGACAAGCCCUGAAAUGCCUCGGAAGAGGCUAUCUCAGUAUCGAGUUGAAUUCUUUGGAGCAGUAUACUAACACCACCUGGCCUUCUCUAAUCGGAGAUUACGGGGUAGGCUGGCAAUUAGAGGCUACGAAAGUCAUCAUUCGCAAGCCGAAAGCUCGAUGA